Molecule: messenger RNA, 1134 nt
Organism: Loxodonta africana (African savanna elephant)
Lineage: Eukaryota; Metazoa; Chordata; Mammalia; Proboscidea; Elephantidae
Product: olfactory receptor 4D6
Biological process (GO): G protein-coupled receptor signaling pathway
Cellular component (GO): plasma membrane
Molecular function (GO): olfactory receptor activity
Source: RefSeq, a predicted model, not a curated record
CAAGCCCCCACAGUAUGACAAACUGACAGACACGUGCAGAGCAGGUGUGUAAUAAAUAAUGUUGCUGAUUCAUGACACCAUCCUCUUAAUGGCAACAUCUCCUCCAAGGCAGACCUGGAAGAGGGUCUUCCCCACCAUGGACCAGGGAAAUUACACCAAUGUGAAGGAGUUUGUCUUCCUAGAGCUCACUUGCUUUCAGGAGCUUGAGUGUUUCUUAUUUGUGGUCUUCCUUGUUGGAUAUAUAACAAUUGUACUGGGCAAUGUCCUCACUGUGGUCAUUGUCACCUGUGAGUCCUGUGUCCACACUCCCAUGUACUUUCUCCUGAAAAACAAAUCAGUCCUGUACAUUGUUUUUUCAUCCAUCUCUGUCCCCAAGUUACUGGUGGAUCUAUUAUCAAAGAGAAAGACCAUCUCCUACAAUGGCUACAUGGCACAGAUCUUUUUCUUUCACUUUGCUGCUGGAGCAGGUAUUUUUUCCCUCUCUGUAAUGGCUCCAAUUUCCAAACCCCUCCACUAUGUGACCAUUAUGAGGACAGAGAUAUGGGUAACCUUGCUGGUGGCUUCCUGGAUAGGGGGUGGUUUGCAUUCAAUUGUUCAGAUAAUUCUGAUACUUCUACUACCCUUCUGUGGCCCCAACACUCUGGAUGCCUUCUACUGUGAUGUGCCCCAGGUGGUAAAACUGACCUGCAUUGACACCUUUGCUCUGGAGCAUCUCCUAAUCUCUAACAAUGAACUAGUGACCCUGCUAUGGUUCCUCCUACUCCUGGGGUCCUACACAGUUGUUCAGGUGAUCCUGUGAUCCCACUCUGGGGAGGAGUGGAACAAGGCCUUCUCUGUCUGCAUCUCCCACAUCCUGGUAGUGACUCUCCCUUUUGUACCAAGUGUUUACAUGUACUGUCAGCCCUUCAUUACACUGCCCAUGGACAUAGCCACGUCCAUCAAUAACAUAGUCAUAACUCCCAUGCUGAACCACCUGAUCUACACACUGAGGAACCAAGAGAUGAAGUCAGCCAUGAGGAGAAUACAAAGGUGGCUUCAGUCUUCUGAGAACAGUAAACUAGGGUAAGGGAGUCAGAUGGAGACUGGAAAUCCAAUUUUCUCAAAGUUCUAGCCUAAAGGUAAGAGACAGCUGCU